This is a messenger RNA of Poecilia latipinna (sailfin molly), 994 nucleotides long. RefSeq names its product snake venom serine protease homolog. Bases 38 to 790 code for a protein of 250 amino acids. Gene Ontology annotation, biological process: proteolysis. Gene Ontology annotation, molecular function: serine-type endopeptidase activity. The record is from RefSeq and is a predicted model, not a curated record. Gene Ontology annotation, cellular component: secretory granule. The transcript is spliced from 6 exons. Lineage: Eukaryota; Metazoa; Chordata; Actinopteri; Cyprinodontiformes; Poeciliidae.
GACUGCAGACAUUUAUUCACAGGAAGCUGGACCACCAAUGGCUCAGCUGAAGGUUCUGCUGCUACUGGGGCUGGGUGUUUCAGUGAACUCAGCUGUUUCUCUGCAGAAGAGAAUCAUUGGAGGUCAUGACUGUGACGACACGGACCGGCAUUAUCAUAUUCGGCUGGAAAUGAGCAAUGGUACUCAAAUGAUCUUCUGUGGAGGAUCUCUGAUCCACCCUAUGUGGAUCCUGACUGCAGCUGCCUGCUGGAAGUCGGAGAUGGGGUGGAAUAAUGUAGCAAAGUUAAAUGUUCAUCCACGGACUGCUAAACAGACGCAUUUCAGAGCCAUAGACCUUAAUGUAGUUUAUACUUCUGAAAACUGGAAGCAUGAAAUCAUGUUGCUGAAGCUCCCAACGCCAGUAACGGGUGUCCCACUUGUUCCACUACCAGACUGCAGUAAACGCCCUAAAGUUGGUGCUAUUGUUCAGCUGGCAGGAGAGGGAGCAACGACAACCGGCCCCAAUAAUCAACGAUUACCUGAUGCUGCUAUUGCACCACGUCUUCAGUGUGUCAACAUGAACGUUGCUGGCAGUCCCCAAUUUGUGGCUGUAUACGGUCAUGUAUUUUCUGCUGCUGCACCGAACAUGGAUGUAUGUCAUGGUGACGUUGGUUCAGCAGUGGUGUUCAACGGCAUGAUUUAUGGUGUGAUUACUCCAGUUGUACCAGGCGACGCAUUUCAGAUUCGGGUUUUCAUCAUGGAUGUGUGUGAAUACAUUGGGUGGAUAAGAAAAACAAUUGGGGUUCAAUAAAACAAAUUGUCACGAAAUAUAAUUCUCAUCAAAUUUCCUCUCAGAAAUAAUUUCAUUAUUGUUUCUUGAUCAGUUUGAUCCACAUGUUUGUAGAAUUAGAAUAAAUCAAUAUCUUUGUUUUUUCUCAUCUCACCUUGAGCUCCCUAAUGGAUCUUUCUCUGUCUCAGAAAUUAACAAUAAAUCAAUAAAUGCAUGGAAAAGAAA